ACCGGACAAUGUCCGUCUUCUGAUUUGUGCCCCGAGUCUUAUCUCGUUGCAUCUAGAGGAUUUCGAAGGCUUGACACCUUUCCUUGAAAACAUGCCAUUGCUAGAAACAGCCCAUGUUAGCCUUAAAGAUGGAUGCCAUGAUUUCUGUCACAAGAACAAGCGUAAUUGUGAUGAUCCUUGCUGUGGUUGUCAUGCCUAUCCUAUCAACAAGGCGGUGCUUCUCAAUGGUUUGUCCAAUGCUGUCAAGUUGGACUUGAUUGCUUCACCUAAAAUGUUUCUCUACAGAUGGGAUUUGAAAUGGUGUCCCAUUUUUGGCAAAUUGAAGACUCUGUUACUCAAUGAGUGGUUUACGGCUGUUGGCCUAGUUUGCAUUCUCCGACAUUCUCCAGUCCUUGAGAUACUCACUCUUAAGCUUGACAAUACCGAGGACAUUGUAGGAGCAACAGGAGCCCAGGAAACAAAAACACAAUCAUUUGUUUGUGCAUGCAUUAAGUCCGUUUACGUUGAAUGUGAAGAGGUUGAUGAGGGAGUUCUUGCAGUCUUGAAUAUCUUAAGUACAUGCGGCAUACUUCGUGAUCAAAUUAGCAUCAAGGAGGAUCCACGUACGGACUCAGAUUAUUCAUCCGCUGAUAGUGACUCCUCUGAUAGCGACUAAGAUGUGUGAUCGGUCACAUUGUUCAUCUGGAGACUUCUGUUUCUCUAAAGAAUCUGCAAUGGUGGCCAUGUGUUGGCUGUUAGCCUGUAAGUGUGAAGUUCUUCUGUUUCUGCUUCCCAUCUUUGGUCUCUGCCGGAAUUUUGUCUUUAUGGUUUGUUCGGUGCAAAUGCAAGACGUUCCACUUUGUCAGGAAUCGACCGGGAAUCUAAAUUAUGGUUACAACUUUGCUAUGUUUCUAUAAGCCGCCGGGAAUCUGUAUGAUGGUUACAUACAUAUUUUGUAGAUCGUCAAUAUAUACAGGAACAGUACAUGCAUCUCUUCUGUCCCUGUGCGUCAUAUAUAUACAUCGGAAUUGUACAUGCAUCAGAAAUCCUGGGUGUCCAUGUGCGCUAAUAAUCCUGGGUGAGGUAGCGACCUAAGUUUCCUCUUGAUAUGUUGAAGAUUGUGGGAACAGCAGUGUCAUUUCGACCUGAAGAAAUAGUCGCGUUGCUGCUUGAGUGUCACCUCAGAAAGAGUCGAAUUUAAAUUACAUGUUCAUUCCGUU
Triticum dicoccoides is the source of this 1199-nucleotide messenger RNA. RefSeq lists its product as uncharacterized. NCBI's taxonomy places the organism in Eukaryota, Viridiplantae, Streptophyta, Magnoliopsida, Poales, Poaceae. The transcript is spliced from 4 exons. The record is from RefSeq and is a predicted model, not a curated record. The coding region runs from base 92 to 655 and encodes 187 amino acids.